Messenger RNA from Taeniopygia guttata (zebra finch), 4908 nucleotides. RefSeq names its product SH2 domain containing adaptor protein B (gene SHB). Lineage: Eukaryota; Metazoa; Chordata; Aves; Passeriformes; Estrildidae. Gene Ontology annotation, molecular function: phosphotyrosine residue binding. The record is from RefSeq and is a predicted model, not a curated record.
CGCCUCUCCGGUGCGUGCUGAGGUCAGGCUGGGCUGCGCUGCCAGCGCGGAGCAGUGGGGCUGAGGUCGCGGCAGACCCGGAGCCGCGGGGGCGGGCGCGGAGCUACGGCGAGCGCCUGGCUCGGGCCGGGAGCGGCUCCCUGCCGCCGGGAAGCCGCGGGGCUCGGCGGGGUCCUUCCAGCCGGCGGCAGCGGGAGAGCGGGGAGAGCGCGGAGCGGGGAGAGCGCGGAGCGGGGCGCCCGGCCCGCCCCGCCGACCCGCUCCUCCAUGCGGGCGGCGAGCGGGGCUGGGGCGCGGGGCGCCGGCGGCAGCGCGCAGCGGUGCUGAGGCCGCGAUCGGGAGAGACGAUGGCCAAAUGGCUGAACAAGUACUUCAGCCUGGGCAAUAGCAAGACCAAGAGCCCUCCGCAGCCUCCGCGGCCCGACUACCGGGAGAAGCGCAACGGUGCCGGCAGCGCGCCCCGCCCCGAGGGGCCGCCGCACCUCCACCUCCACCACCACACCUCGCCCGGCUUCUCUCGCCGCCGCCUGCGCGACGACACCAGCGACCUGCUCCGCGCCUACCGCGCCCAGAAGGACCGCGACUUCGAGGACCCCUACAGCGGGCCCGGCUCGUCCCUGCGCAAGCUGCGCGCCAUGUGCCGCCCGGACUACUCGGCGCCUGAGGACCUGGGCGAGGCAGCCCUCAAGGCUUCCUCCUCCUCCUCCUCUUCGUCGUGCUGCGCCACGCCUCCCACCACCGGCUCCCCGCACCUCUUCCGCAGCCACAGCGAGCGCCGCCCGGCGACGCCGCCCGACGUGAAGUACAUCUCCCCCAAGCACCGGCUGAUCAAGGUGGAGAGCGGCGCUGGAGGCAGCGACGGUGCGGGCAAGAAGCUCAGCAAGGGCUCCAAGCAGCCGACGGCUGCUGCCCCCUCUGCCAUGAAAGAUAAAGUAUUGAUAGCUGAUGACUACUCAGAUCCGUUUGAUGCCAAAAGUGAGUUGAACAGAAUGGGAAAAGGGGAGAACACUGGCUAUAUGGAACCAUAUGAAGCCCAGAGAAUAAUGGCUGAGUUUCAACAGCAGGAAAGCAUGAAGUCCCAUCAGAAAAACAUGCAGCUCUAUGACACACCCUAUGAACCAGAAGGCAGUGGUGUGGAAUCCGAUUCUGAAAGUGUGGUGAGUCGCCGUUUACGAGAAAGCAAAUUGCCACAAGAUGAUGACAGGCCUGCAGAUGAGUAUGAUCAGCCGUGGGAGUGGAACAAAGUCAGCAUCCCAGCUUUGGCAGCCCAGUUUAAUGGAAGUGGGAAACGGCAAGCAUCUCCUUCUCCCUCAAAUGACCAGCACAGGCAAUUAAGAGCACCUGGAGGAGGCUUUAAACCUAUCAAACAUGGCAGUCCAGAAUUUUGUGGGAUCCUGGGAGAGAGAAUAGAUCCAACUAUUCAACUGGAAAAGCAGAUAUGGUAUCACGGAGCAAUCAGUCGGACAGAUGCAGAAAACCUGUUACGUUUAUGUAAGGAGUGUAGCUACCUUGUAAGAAAUAGUCAAACAAGCAAGCAUGACUAUUCUCUUUCACUGAAGAGCAGUCAAGGUUUUAUGCAUAUGAAGCUGACGAAAACCAAAGAGAAAUACAUCCUGGGUCAGAACAGCCCUCCCUUCGACAGUGUUCCUGAAGUCAUCCACUACUACACUACAAAAAAGCUGCCCAUCAAAGGAGCAGAACACUUGUCGUUGCUCUACCCUGUGGCUGUACGGACUCUCUGAUAACCUAGUCUCACCCCUUCCUGUGGUUGGGAGGUGAGAGAUAAGCUGGGUUGCACAGAAUUCAUUGCCAGAAUUUAGAGCUUGAGUCUAUGAUGGACAGAGGCAGCAUUUAGUCUUGUGAAUGUGGGCUGCCUGCAGAGUUGUCUGUGGGACUGUGUGUGUGAUACACUUGUGCUGCAGCAUGCCUCUAGAGUUGUAUUGCUGCAUAAGAGAAAGAACACUUAUUUUAGUGCAAGGAGAGCAGAUAACCUUCCCAGACCUUCUAUGUGAAUGAAAGUGCUUCCCAACAAAGGUUCUUCCUUCAUGCUUUGAGAAGAAUCAACAAGUUCUUCUCAGCAGUAAAAAACCAACAACUUGUAUUCUCUUGCUACCCUGAGAAACUUCUCCAUGAGAAAGAGUAACCUUACUCUGAGGGGACCCUAGGGUGUUCUAGAUAGACCUGAGAAGGAGCUGCUUAGCAAGCAAGUCUCUGGCUCUGGUCACUUAGCUUGAUGGGUUUGGGAUUUUUUUAAUGCAGUUUCUUGGGGUAGUCAAAUAUUGAACUUCUAUUAGACACACAAUCUUAAAAUAGUUUUGUGAGAGCAAAUCACAGUCAAUUACUUAUGAAUAGGGGAUGUAAUUAAACAGUAGUUUGUUAUAUAUUUUUAUCCUUUUUGGUACAAUAAUCUCUUAAUGUUUACUGUCUUCAUUUGCAAGUUUCAUUUGUAGGUACAGGCAGCUAAUUCUGUUUGGGGCAGUUACACCAUAAUGUUUUAAGUAGUUAGGAUAAGUAAUUUUGACAUGUGGGUUAGUAUUUAUGCAUGAGGGUGGUCAAAGGCUUUUAUAAAGCUUUAGUAGGCGAAAUCUUCACUUGCUCAUUCAUCUGGAUCAAACAGCUGUCCUACUGAUGUAGCAGGUUAACUUGUGUAUCACACUGCCUUUCCACAAGAUGGCUUUUGCAGUUGUGAGAACUGCAGUAUGUAGCAGAGCAGAAUUUUGUUUUUCUGGCCUCAAUGGUCUGCCAAGGCAUUGUUAAGGCACAGCCCCACUGGCACAUACUUUCUGGCCAGUGCUCUUUUUCACCAUGAGCAGAAGCCUGCCUCCUGCUGUAUUUCAGUCACUGUCAGCCAGAAGCACUGGGGAAGCUGCUCUGUAUCUUAGUCCUGCCAAAUCAGUGCCCAUGCACUUGGGACAUAUUUUCUACAUGCUUUGUGUGCUCAUUCAGUGAGAUAAGUGAAAAAUUACAAUUGUACACAAGCUGGAACUGGGGGAUCUAUAGCCUUAUAGUCCUCAUGUUGUGCCAUCUCCCACAUACAUCUAGAAUGUUGUGAAUUAACCCAUCAGCUAGUAUAGUAGCAAACUGGUUAUAUGCAGGUUAUGUAUUUUACAGACAGCAAUAGGACUGUGAAAUUGUGUGCUAUUUAAUUCAGCUUUCUUAGCUACUACUAUUUUUUUAUGUAUGCUUAGAAAGAAGUGCAAAUCUGAAAAUUGUGAUGGAAUAACCACUUACUGCCUGUAAAAGUAGUUCUUCAUGGUAUUGUCUAAUCUGUUAAGAACCUCAAGGAUGACCCACAUACUCUCACUGGUGCUUCCUUUUAAGCUGCCUUAUUCUUUAAAUGGCAUCCAAUGCAGAUUGAACAGAAGUUGAUCAUAUGUGUGUGAAGAGCCCAGUGUCCUUCUGUGCAGCAAUGGCAGUGGGUCAAACUGUCUCACCCAGAAUUGGAGGCUGCAUUGAAAUAGGUUUUCUAGUUUUCCAAGGAGGGUGCCUCAGUGGAGGACAACAUUCCUGUCCAAAUGGAAACAAACAUCCCCUUUUCAUGUACUUGAUGCCUUGAGAAGGCUGACCUAGAACAGAGGCUAGACAGAGUUAAAGAAUAAAGUAGGUAUUUAUUGAAAGGCCUUAAAGGAUACACCUUGGGCAGUGUAAGAGCCUGGCCAGGGCUACACCCAAGAUGAACCCAAAAUGGUCACACAAUGGACCACCAGUCACAACAUCUCACAGUUUUGGUCCAUUAGCAUAUUGGAGUUACUUGUUCAGUUAUAGAUUUAGGUUAUGAAAUUCCAUCCUCCUUGUUUUCUCUCUUCAAUUCACUGUUGUUUAUACUUUUUGGGCCUGGAGCUUGUAACAGUUGACUUUGGUCAAGCUGGAAAAGGAAUUGUUUUGUCUACCUACCCUGUCAAGAGAACUUACCAACACUUAAUAUGAGGUUGAGAGCUACACACUAAAGCAGCACAGAAUCUGAAAAAUAUGAAAGCUAAAACUUAAGGCAUCAUAUUCACCUACCUGCUUUUUUUAUUUCCCUAAAGUCUUUACUCUCUUAACAUCACCCAGCUGACAAGAGCAUACAAGCACUUUUAAGUUAGUAUAUUCUCUCACCAGAGUAGGAGUUUAUGAAGGUGUCAGAGUUCACACAGAUUAGGAAUCAGGUGACAUCUUCUCUGAGUCUUGGCCUUUGUGGGCUCGAGCAUCACUCUCAUGCUCUUUGGGACAGAAAUAUGUGUUAUUUCUUCUUUUGCAUGUUGAAUUGGGCAUGAUUGCUGUUCCAUAGUCUGUUUUUAUUUAAAGGGAAAAAAAAAGUAUGCCCCUACUCUGUCUAACAGCAAUUACCAGUAGAAAACAAUAGCAUCAUUAACCAAGGCCUUGUCUGGCUUCCUUAAGCACUUUGUCUUUAAUUCAUGGGGAUAACUAUUGUACCAGACCUUUCUUGUCAUGGGUCUGAUCAAAAGUCAGACAAAGCCAGCAAGUGCCAUUUUAUCGCUGUCUGCAAAUUUUGGGUUGGGAUCUAUUGUUUCAUAUGAAUUAUAUGAAUGUGCAUCAUACAGAUGAAUAUACUGCUUAUUACAGCUUCAAGGAUCAGAUCAAGGUUCUUGGUUCAGUAAGAGGAAAUCAUCUCAGAAUGUUUUGGUUGUCCAUGGGAAGGUUUUUUAUUAUUUUUCUAAAAGACUUUUAGAAAGUACUCAGUAAUUGCAGAAUAAAUAAAACCAGGAUUUUGUUUGCACUGUAAUGUUGUCUCUGUUUAUUUAAGUGAUUGUAUGAUAUUUUUCCAGUGAAGGAAUAUUCUUCCCAGAUUUUUUUAAUGUACAGUGAAAAUGCGGUGUGUUAACAGUGUGUAGUAUUGCGUAUAGGUGGAAGAUCUUGUAGUGAUCAUGCCUAUAUUGCACAUUAAAAGUUUAUUUUAAAAAAAAA